AUGGUUAGUCGUAACCUAACCAGUCUCGAUGACUGCGUGCUCAUCAAACAAAAUAUGAUGCUUUUGGAGAAUAUCACAGACCUACAGCGACCAGCAGUUGACUACUAUCACUUUGAUUUUUCGAGCGAGCACCCGCUGGCUAUGCCGCAAAGCUGGAAUUUGCUGUUGCAUAUGGGGAAGUACAAGCUGCUGAGACUCCCGUCGUGCUCUGCAGAAGACGAAUUCGAUUAUCAGAUGUACGUGAAAAGACUACACCAUUGUUUGUGGAGACGAUGGUCCAUUUCGUAUUUCAAACUUGGAGCCAAAAAAAUGGAUCCCGGAGCCAUCAACUGGAACAAAGAACAAGACUUCACCGUGCUCUACGGUCCGGACUUGUCGCUUGGUGAAGACUGCGACAAGGAAAUAGGGACGUGGGGAUUGUUAUCCAAGCAUACCGCGAAGUCAGAUGUACGAGGCGGUGACCUGGAUUCCGAUGUGGAAGAACUCGCAACGUGCUUUUCGUCGUCGCUUGAAUCUCGCGACUCAUCAAUCUUUGACCACGUUCCACACAAGCCUUGCCUCAGACAGAACUCUGACGAUCGUCGCGGCCGCGGCCAUGCCUUACAUUUUGAUGAUGAGGUGUUGCGGCGCGACAUAGAUUCCUAUGGAUCACUUUACGAACACAAAAUACACAUUAAUGACACCGAAGCUCAUUUGCAGGACUGUGAGUCGGAUCUGGAAUCCGAACCAGAACACGUACAAUACUCACACUAUUCCCCGGAUACUUGGGAUAGCGACAGUGACCUCGAUUUGGAGUUUACUUAA
Messenger RNA from Lachancea nothofagi CBS 11611, 804 nucleotides. NCBI's taxonomy places the organism in Eukaryota, Fungi, Ascomycota, Saccharomycetes, Saccharomycetales, Saccharomycetaceae. The record is from the annotation of a GenBank genome assembly.